GAAAUCAGUUCCCCUUGAUCAGAUGCCGGGAACGGAACUACUUUCACAGAAGUGGAAAAUAUCUUUGACGCGAUAACGCUGUGUUUAAUAGAAAAAAUAAAAACAAAAAACACUAUCACUCAAUACAUUGUUAAAAAAAAGUACAACCUUUGAAAAAUUUAUCACACUAGAGGGAAGAAAAAAAUUCAAUUCAAUUAAAAUUAAAACAUUUAAUUUUAGAUAUACAUUUCGAAGAACACAACCCAAUUUGGCAACCGGAGGAAAACUCGUGAACCGCGAGAACAAAAAAAAAAUUGAAAUUCGUGCGACGCAAAUCAAACAGAAUGCCUAAAUUAUUGUAAAAAAAAGAAAUGCAUGAGCCAAGUGACAAAUAAAUCUCAAACAAAGCAAAAGAAUUUACGAAAAGCUCAUCAAAAAUUUCCCAAAUGCCAAAGGAAGCCCACACAUAAUGAUAUAGAGAAUACAAAAUUGCUAAAAAGGAAAAAUAAUGUGAACUACAUUUUCAUGUUGUCAAUCAAAUGCAAAAGAUCUUCCAUGAACUAAAAGUGGAAAUUUGAUGAAAUUUUUUAAAAAGAAAACUGACAAAACCUAAGAAUUUGGAAAAAUCCUUCGAUGACUUGCAACAGAUUUCAUGGACUACUCGCACAAGAACAGCAAAAACCACUUAACAGUGAACAAAAGAAUAAAAAACUUUGGACUAGAAGGAAACUCAAAGCAAGAACGUUUGGCUCAAUUUAUCAACCAAAGCUUACGACCAUUCCGUUAGAUGCUUAUAGGCCACUCAGUAGCACCAAUCAUCCAACUACCCAAAGAGUGCUAGACUUUCAUAUUAUCAAUAAAUCCUCUAAAUCAUCUCUAAGGCUUAGUUGACAGCUGCCCUAAGUCGUGCGCAAUCAUCUCGCGAUCAUCAUGGCCAGCAAUAAUAAUUUCCUGUAUCCUCCACCUCCAAGUGCUGAACAUAAUUUACCUUUACAUUUUGAAAAUCUCUUUGUCAAUGGACGCUUUGCCGAGGACGAACAUGAGAACAGUGCGGCAAAUCGCUUGAAUGGCAACAAUGAACCCAACUGCUGGGUUUUCGGUUAUGGUUCAUUGUGCUGGUAUCCCGGUUUCGAAUACAACAAAUGUAUAACCGGUUACAUUAGAGGCUAUAAUCGUCGUUUCUGGCAAGGCAAUACAACACAUCGCGGGACGGUGGAAAAGCCUGGACGUGUUGCCACUCUGGUGGAAGACAAAGAGGGCAUUACAUGGGGCUGUGCCUACAGAAUAACAGGAAAGACAGCCUUGGAUUAUUUAAAACAAAGAGAAUGCACACUAGGUGGCUACACAACUGUCGAUACAAAAUUCUAUCCCCGCAUUGCCUCAUAUGACACACCCUUUGGCGGUGAAGCUUUGCCCGUCAUUGUCUAUGUGGCCAAUAAGGAUAGCGAACAUUGGUUGGGCGAGGACAAACUGGAGAAUGUGGCAAAACAAAUUGUCGAUUGUGAAGGUCCCAGUGGACACAAUGCCGAAUAUCUGCUACGUCUGGCCACCUUUAUGCAUGAAGAGAUUCCAGAAAUAUGGGACGAGCAUUUAUUUAAAUUAGAAUCUUUGGUGCUAAGUGAAUUACGCAGGCAAAAUAUACCUCUGUGCUCUGUGAUGGGUACCAAUCGUGGUCGCAUACGUCGUGAUUCACAUGAAGAUAUCAGAAGGCCGCCCAGUUUUGAAUUUACCUCACGUAUAGCGGAACGCAAACUGCGUUGUUUGAAUAUCUAACAAAAUGAAAGACAAAGAACACAAAGAGUGAUGAAAUGAAAUGCAAAUGCUGUAGGAGAAGAAAAAGGAGAGUACUACUUCCUGCAAGUAUUAUUGUUGUUUUUUAUGUAUGGGGGCAGGAAGUUGCAGUGCCUUCGGUCAAGGUUCCUUUGGCUUUUACUAUUGACGAUAGGAUGAUAGGAUAAUAGUGUAAAUUGUAAGAUAACAACAAAUUUAGGUUUAAUUUUUGAUAUGAUUUUAAAAUGAUUUAGAAACUCCAAAGUUUCCUGAUUAAGAAAUAGCAUAGUCAUCGUCGUCGUCCCAUGAAUAACUUCAACUGAGGCCUCAUAAUUUAUAAUUUAAUUAAAACUACAUUGUAAAACAAAACUGACAAACACAAAAUUUAACAAAAUUCUCCAAUGCAAAAUAAAAAACUGCGGUAAUAAAUUCUCUGUUAUUGAAAAAAAAAACGAAAACAAAGACCAAGGCUUUAUUAAGAGUUAAGACCUAACAACCCAAACGCAACAAUCCAGACUAACAAUCAUGUAUAACUUUUUUACCAAACUUUUGUAAUGACCUACGAUUGUUCUGCCUAAUAAUAUCAUUAACCAACCAACUAACCCUCAGAUUAAAAUGUCUGUCCCAAACCUCUUUGGUUCACAUAUUGUUAAGAUAAUCUUCUGCUUUGAAUGUUUUUU
Molecule: messenger RNA, 2429 nt
Organism: Stomoxys calcitrans (stable fly)
Lineage: Eukaryota; Metazoa; Arthropoda; Insecta; Diptera; Muscidae
Product: glutathione-specific gamma-glutamylcyclotransferase 1
Exons: 4
Coding region: 910-1752 (280 amino acids)
Biological process (GO): glutathione catabolic process
Cellular component (GO): cytoplasm
Molecular function (GO): glutathione specific gamma-glutamylcyclotransferase activity; gamma-glutamylcyclotransferase activity
Source: RefSeq, a predicted model, not a curated record